UGUCCUCCUACUUGCCUGAUUCCAGGCUGCCGUAUGUCGCCGCUAUUUGUUAGGAAUAACGUUAUUGCUGCUGAGCAACUGGGGCAAAUAGGAGACGUGGGGAUACACACUGGGCUGGGCUACAAAAACCGUUUAGCUGCUGCAUUGAAGCCUGGGAUAAAACUGACAGCGAAAAGAAGAGCAAGGGAUGACGUAGGGACUGAGGCUGGAGAAGAGUGCAGAGAUGAGCCUCACAUCCUGGUUCCUCGUGAGCAGCGGGGGUACGCGGCACCGGCUGCCCCGCGAGAUGAUCUUUGUGGGUCGCGAUGACUGCGAGCUUAUGCUUCAGUCUCGCAGUGUAGACAAGCAGCAUGCAGUCAUCAACUAUGAGUCCAGCAGUGACGAGCACAAAGUGAAGGAUCUAGGAAGCCUGAAUGGGACAUUUGUAAAUGAUGUCAGGAUCCAGGAACAGAUGUACAUCACUUUAAAGAUUGAUGACAAACUGAGGUUUGGAUAUGAUACCAACCUGUUCACUGUGGUGCGUGGAGAGCUACAUGUGCCAGAGGAGGCUCUGAAGCAUGAGAAGUUCACCAGCCAACUUCAACUGGGCAAGAAGCCCACCAGUGCAGAGCCCUCAAAAUCCCCAAAGUCUUCUCCAGAAAAAGCCAAAGUGAAAAAACCUCCAGAGCCCAUUGCUGAAACAGCAGGCAAACCUGCAGAGGCAAACAAAGGCGAUGACAAGAUGCAAGGCGAUAUAGCAGCCUUGCACAGGGGAACCCCACUGUAUGGACAGCCAUCCUGGUGGGGCGAUGGGGAUGCAGAUGAUGAGAAUUCCUUUAAACAAGAGAAUAAAACAUCUGGAAAGAAGCAGGAGAACAGCGGGACAGAGAGCAAAGAGACCAAGCGGGGUGAUAAAUCAAAGGAAAAUGGUCUGGGGCCUGUAGGCGCUGAGCCCAGCUACUUUGAAAUUCCCAACAAGGAGGGACAAAUGGCACAGAACAGCAUCCAUGAGAUCCCAACAAAGGACACUGAGGGCGCUGGGGCUGCAAAAUCAGCCACUGGCAACGCCUCCGCACAGGCCAACACCUCAUUCACCAUUGAGUUUGAUGAUACUUCCCCAGGGAAGGUCACCAUUAAAGAUCAUGUGUCUCGUCUACGACCUAAAAAGUCCCCUCACGUUGGAGGUAAAGACCUCAGCACCCUACAGGCAGCCAUCAUGGCCUCUGAGAGCAAGGUGGCUGACUGGCUUGCCCAGAAUGACCCUCCUCUAGUGAGGCGAGAGUCCACAGAAGAGGACAGUAAGAGCAUCAAGAGUGAUGUGCCUGUUCACCUCAAGAGGCUUAAAGGCAGUAAACACGAGGAUGGCACGCAGAGCGAUUCCGAGAACGGCCUGGGAUUGCGAUUUGGCAGCAAACGCCACGCCGCGCUGGAGGAGCGUCUGAGAGCUGCAGGAGUUGGUCAGGUCAGAACAGAGGGGUCGUCUUCUGUGAGCCGCACAGCCUUCAUGAUUGAGUUCUACGACGAGGAUAACCCUCGCAAAAGGCGCUCCUACUCGUUUUCGCAGACCGCACCGCUGCUCGGAGGAGUGGCAGGGGAGGGGCUUUGCCCUACACCACCCUCACGUCCUAAGGUCGUCGCCACAGCAGCGGAGGGCAGCAAGGGCAUGUCAUCGACCCUGGCGGCGGUCGCCCCCACGGCUGCUCGGCUCCUGCUCAAGCAGAGGUCGGAGGAGCCCAAGGUGGCGCAGAACCCUAACCCUAUUGGUCAACCCAGUCCCACAGACGAGGCUCAGAAACAAGACGACGAUCAGAGUGACAAGGGCACGUACACCAUUGAACUGGAUAAAAGCAACCCUGAGGAAGAGGAAGCAAGGCGAAUGAUAGAUAAGGUGUUUGGGGUGGAGAACUCUCAGGAUCCUGGUUGUCCUGAGCAACGGGAGGCAGGUGGAAAAGUGAAGGAAGGCAAGAAACUCAGUUCCACUGUGUCUGAGAGAUUGGUGGAGGAUUCAGUUGCAGUCGGCAGCCCUCACUGGGUUUCACAGUGGGCCGGUUUAGCUGCUAAUCAAACCCGAACAGACCCAGAGGGCUCUGGAGCCGAACCGCCACCUUUUGUCCACCAAGAACGAGAUGGUGAUGCUUUUGAGGCUGGCAUCUCUAUCAAGAGCACCAGUUCCACCACUUCCAGCCAAGCUGAGCGCAAAAGAAGGACUCUUCCGCAGCUUCCAACUGAGGAGAAGAUCAAGCGUUCUGAGAUCGGUGAGAAGCAGGACACAGAACCCCAGGAAAAAGAAAGCCACAGUGACCAUAAAGGUGAUGGCGAGUGCCUCAAAUCUCCGGACAACAAGAACACUGAGUCUAGCCAGUCCAAGAGCAUCCAGCAGGACGGGAAGGCUGGAAAACAGUCGUCUGCGCGCCCCCUGGGAAGUGGCGAGAGGAGAACGCCUGAGGAGAGUCGCAGGAGACGUUCUGAGGACAAGAGUAAAGGAAGUGACAGCGAGAGGUCUGGGAAAGCGCUGGUGAGACAGGGGAGUUUUACCAUUGAGAAGCCCAGCGGUAAUGUCCCCAUAGAACUGAUUCCACACAUCAACCGACAGAACGGCGGGAGGGAGCGAAGCGACUCGGUGGGCAGCAUGGACACGGCAACUCUUCUCAAAGACACUGAAGCUGUCAUGGCAUUCCUUGAGGCUAAACUCCGAGAUGAGAAGAAGUUGGACCCCGCAACCGGCCCUUUAUCCCCAGAGUCUGACAUCGACACGGCCAGCACGGUUAGCCAGGCGGCAGCCGAGGCCGAUCGUAAGGCGGUUCAGAAGCGACGAUCCCUCAGUAGCCUUUAUAGAGAGAAGAGCAAUGCGAGCACCACGUCAAAAACCACGACCAGCGCGAGAGAGCGUCUAGAGAGGAAGACCAAGACCAAGACCACAGAAAGCCGUUCAGAUUCUCGCCGCUCGGCACAGACAGCCUCCCGUGGCCGCCAACCAUCCCAAGAUCUCACGGAUGACGACCAGACGUCCUCGCUAGCCAUCUCAGACAUCCUUUCCUCGGACCAGGAGAUGUAUUCCGGCCGCUCACUCACCAAAGGUUACUUCACCUCCACUGAUGACCUCUUGCAGUCCAAGCUUGAUACCAGCAAAUCCGCAAGGUCCGCAAAGCCCAGCAAGACCGUGCAAGCUAGCACCGCGGCCCUUGUGAAACAGGCUGGUCUUCCGCAGCCCCGUCCCACGCGGGCAUCUCUGUUGCGCAGGGCUCGCCUUGGCGACACGUCGGACACAGAUCUGGCGGAUGCAGACAGGGUUUCAGUGGCAUCUGAGGUGUCCACCACUAGUUCCACUUCUAAACCACCAUCGGGAAGAAAGACACAGUCACGCAUUGACAUGCUAGCGCAGCCUCGACGCACCAGACUCGGCUCGUUUUCAGCACGGAGCGAUUCGGAGGCCACGAUCGGUCGGACCGCAGCAUCACGUGUGUCGGCAGAGACGGCGCUUCGUCUGGGGCUGAGAAGCACAAAUCAACAACCAGCAGACAGCAAGCUAACUGCACGCAUGAGGGCUAAUAGUGUCUCCAAGCUAACGGACCCCAAGCCGAAGACAGCACCUGUCAACAGCACCCCAUCAGAAACUCAACUUGAGCCUGAAAGUGUUCUCGCAGAGGAGGAGCCCAUGGCCAAUAACCGGUGGAGACGGCUGCCUCCUGAAUAUGCCUCUACCUCCGAGGAUGAGUUUGGCUCCAACCGGAACUCCCCCAAACACGUUCGCCUGCGGCCGGGCACCACCCUCCGCACCAGCAGGCUGGGUGUUCCCGCUCCGGUCACGACCAGCCCCGGGGGUCUCCUCCUCAAGAACAGGAUGAAAGAACAGGAGGAGUACAUACGAGACUGGACGGCUCACAGCGAGGAGAUUGCCAGGUUAUUUCCCUGUGUGCGCAGGAUCAGUCAGGACCUCGCCAAGGACCUGGCUAUCCUGGCACGGGAGAUUCAUGACGUGGCAGGCGAAAUCGACUCGGUCAGUUCCUCCGGCACCGCACCCAGCACCACCGUCAGCACGGCCGCCACCACACCGGGCUCCGCCAUCGACACCAGGGAGGAGCUGGUAGAGAGAGUUUUUGACGAGAGCCUAAACUUCAGGAAGAUUCCCCCUGUAGUUCAAACCAAAGCCUCAGAGAUCAAUGGCAAACCAGUGGAGCUUCGUCCCCGGGCCCCGGACAGCCUGGAUCCUCAGGCGGCCCUGCGCAGACGUACCUGGAACCGGGAUGAGGUGAGACCGGCGGUGCUAGACAGUUUAUUGCUGACGUCGGUUUCCCAACUGUCUUCCAAAAUCCGACAGUCUGUAGAUAAAACUGCCGGGAAAAUCAGGAUAUUGUUCAAAGACAAGGACAGGAAGUGGGAUGAUUUUGAGAGUAAACUCUGUUUGGACAAUGAAGUUCCGGUUCCCAAAACUACAAACAAGGACAUUUCAUCUAUACUAACAGAGCUGAAGAGGGUAGAAAAACAGCUUCAAGUAAUAAAUGUCAUGGUGGACCCUGAUGGAACCCUUGACGCUCUGACCAGCCUCGGCCUGACCAGUCCUACCACCCCCAAACCCAAAACCAGCCCUGGCUCUCAGAGCAUAUGGGGACCCCUGCCCAGUAACGGAGCCCCCCAACCACCUCCAAAAACAACCAUAACCAACCCCAGCCAAGAGAAACCCAGUAUGGGACUCAACUUAAACCGCACACACCCCACAGGAAAGGAGAGUGCCAUCGCUAGCAAAUAAUCUUUUAGUAAACUGGACUAACUACAUACUGUAGCUUGUUCCUGAAUGGAUCUUUUGUGUAUGUAUCAUGUAAUUAUUCCUAUGUGCCCUUCUACAGGAUUCUGUAUGAGGCGUGUUUGUCGUUUUACCCUGUAGUGUAACCUUUAGGAUCACACCUGUGUAUCUGGACUGACCGCUUGGCUCGGCUAAGCAAAACCACACCAAAACACACACACCUGCAUGUGACAGGAAGCAAGUGGCCAUCCAAGCCCUUAGAACUGCCAGACGUAUCCCUCGUGAACGGACUCAAGCAACUCCAGUGCCUGUCUGCUCUCCUCUGAGCUCACCUUUCUGUGUUCUGCACAGUGCAACAAAACUGAAUACAGCAAACUCAGUCAUUUCUAUUUCAAAUUUGUCUAUUUCGAUAACUGUCAUUUUUGGGAAAUGUUUUAGAAUUUUGUGCAUUCAAGCUAUUCUUGAUUAGCUUAAUAAUAAUGCUCUUGGGGGUUUUUUAAUGCACAGAAUUUGUAUCAUUGGAGGCUGAAAUAUCCAUUGAAAUUAUUUGCAUAAUUUUGUAGUUUUCGAUUAGAAAAGCAUAAAGAGGGAACUUGCAUGGCAUGCACUAACAGACUGGUAAACUGCGACCCUGGCUAAAUCGUUUUGCUCAUUCGAUCAGCUCUGUAGAUCGCUGAAUCAGCCUUAUGACUGUAAGCGCGUGUGUACUAACAUUCUGCAUAGACGGACAUCUAUGAUACUUACUAGCCUUCUUUUCAUGAAAAUGUUCCAUGUCUCUGUGUGCGUUUACUGUUUACCCAUUUCUUUCCUUCUGCUGCUUGUCUGUAUUUUUAGGAGGAUGUUGGAGUAAACCUGAACCACGUACCUGUCCUGGCCUUUCUUUAGGAGCCCUGUAGGAAGACGUUUUCUGGCAUAUAGUGUAACUGUAGACCUAGACAAAAGGGCAGAUAAAUACCAGACAGAAUACAUCCAGUGGGCUUUUUUUGUGUGUUUUAUACAUGUAUGAUGUCACUAAGUGCCCGGUAUUCUCAGCUUACUCUUUUGGUUUAUAAGGAUGAAAAGACUUGAUUCAUUGUGCUACGGUUUUAUUUUGCACAUCAGAGGAGUAAUGUGAAAUGGAAUGAUUCAGAGCACAAAAAGGAUUUAUGACACCACUACAUCUCACUGUACUCACUACAAGAUGCCUUUACACUGGGACGCCCCUCUGACAGAAAACAACCUGUGUGACAGUCUGCCGCUGUAUGAGAGGGUGGAACGGCAGAAAAGGUGCUUGGUACAUAGAUUUUCUCAGUGUGGUUUACACAUUGUGUAUCAUAUCAGUGUUGUUGUUGUUGUUUUUUUUUCAACUUUUUGUUGUUUUUAAUGUAUGGUUAAUUUAUUUUUGUUUCUUUCAAUUCAUUUAAUUGUUAUGGCACUUUUUUCUUUUUACAUAAUUUUGCAUCUUCUCAGUAAAGGGGGGAACGGGAUAUUAAAUAAACAUUUUUGUUUAAA
Messenger RNA from Pimephales promelas (fathead minnow), 6211 nucleotides. It is a transcript of the gene cep170aa, whose product is annotated as centrosomal protein 170Aa. Gene Ontology annotation, molecular function: protein binding. NCBI's taxonomy places the organism in Eukaryota, Metazoa, Chordata, Actinopteri, Cypriniformes, Leuciscidae. Gene Ontology annotation, cellular component: centriole. The record is from RefSeq and is a predicted model, not a curated record.